AUGCAGUCUGUUCAGGUGGAGCCCGAGGUGCGACCAAGCUGGGGCCCCGAGGCCUCGGACUCGUCGUCCUCUUCCCCCAGUGUUCGAGGUGGCAAGCGCAAGCAUGGAACGGCAGCAGUGAAGCGUCAUGCUGGGAUGAAGAAACAUAUUGAUGCAGCUGCUAGACACAGAGACAAGGGCGGGAAUCUUCUUCCACCCAAAUUGGUGCAAGGCACACUGGACUUCUCCAACGGGUCUGCUAAUACAUCACUUGAGCACCAAGUCAGCAAGGCAGAAACUACUUUUGCUUUGUCUGUUGUGGCCAAGGGAAUUCCUUUUUCAUGGGGAGACACGGCAACUUCGAUUUAUCACUGCAUGUUCCCCGACAGUGACAUUGCCAAAAAGUUUAGUUGCGGCAGAAUAAAGUUGAAGUUGGCCCGCAUUGUAUCAGAUGGACUGGGUCCCUACUUUAAAGGACAAGUGGUGACUGAGCUGUGCCAGCCAAAUGUCUAUUUUUCCAUAAUGAUUGAUGAGACGCCAAAGCCAGAGCUAAGGGUGCAGCAACUAGAUGUGCUGGUACGCUAUUUUUCCAGCAGCCAACAGGAAGUUGUUGUUGAACAUGUCCAGUCAUUUGAUCUUGGGCGUGCAACCGCUGAAAUAAUUGUUGGCUGCAUAGAAGAAGCAAUAGCAGAUCUUCCAAAGCAAGGACUUGUUUGCUUUUUUAGUGAUGGCCCUAAUGUUAUGAAGAGCGUAAGAAACAAGCUUCAGAAGCAUGUGGCACCAAGUUUGAUUGAUAUUGGCAACUGCAAUCUUCAUAAGGUUCAUAAUGCAUUUGGCAGAGGCCUGAAUGCAUUUGGCUUAGAUGUAGAAGAAGUAGUGAGAAAUAUUUACUACUACUUCAAAGGUGCUGUCCGCGCUGAAGCACUCAGAGAAUGCCAGGAUACCUUGGGAAUCUCUUGUCAUGUAUUUCUGCGCCACGUUUCUAAUCGCUGGCUGACGCUACAAGACUCACUUUGCCGAGUUGAGGAACAGUUUGAAGCGCUUCGCACCUAUUUUUUUAAGGGCAAUUCAUCUCGUCAACGACCUGACACCCAAAGCCUACACAACAAGCUUGUGUCGGCAUUUUCUGAGAAACAACUUUUGGCCAAAGUGUUGUUUCUUAAGAACUGUGCGCAGCUUUUCAGUGGAUUUCAGCUGUUCUUCCAAAAGCAAGAGCCGCUCUUGCACAUACUUCACGUUGAACUUAUUGUUCUAGUCCAACGAGUCCUCAGUCGGUUUCUUCGUCAUGAAGCCUUUGCAGACAAGAGCGCUGAACAACUGAAAAGGCUAGAUGUGAUGGGUGCAUCCCUUUGGAAAUCAAGGCCGGAAGUUGGUACAGAUACUGAAAAAUCAAUGCUUGAGUGGGACUCUAGUGAGAAGAAGCGGUUUUAUCUUGGAGCACGUGCUUUUUACUUGGCCUGUGCCAAGGAUCUUCUUCAGAAGCUUCCACUCGACAAUAGAGUUCUUCAAUCUGCUAGCCUCCUCAAUUGGCAGUCAACAAAUGUUGAAUCGAAAGUGCGAGCACUGAAGUACCUUGUGUCUCAGCUUCCACAGGUAAUCAAACAUGAAGAAGUUUCCUCAGCCAUCGAUGAGUGGCAUAUGUUAAAGUGUGACUCAAACAGUGACCUCCUGGCACUUGGAGGUGAAAGAAUUGAUGUUCGUUGGGGCAAAAUAUUUGAACUGAAGUCUCCUGGAGGUCAACCAAAGUAUCCAUUAUUGUCGAGGCUUGUCAAGUGUCUGCUGUGCCUGCCACAUGGCAAUGCAGACUGCGAACGAGGAUUUAGCGAAAAUAAGCGCUUUUAUGAGAACCGCUACUCAUUAUGCAUUGCAAGCAUUAACGGGUUGCGCCAGACAAAGACAUACCUCCGCAGGUAUGAUGGAGAUGCCACUAAAGUUCCCUUGUCUACAGAGCUUCUGCAAAGUGUAAGGAGAUCUAGAGCCCGAUACACAGAGAGAACUGCAAGUGCACAGCAAAGCAGGAAAAGGCUUGGAGACCAAGACACUGGUGCUGAUGUCGACGAAAAGCAACUUCGUAAGAACUUGGAAGAAAAGGUCACCUCAAGUAGGGCAUUGCUGAAACGAGCGGAAGACAUAAUUUCUUCUGGUCUGCGUUCUAAGAGCCUGGAACAAGUUGAAGCUGGGCAAACUUUAUUAGCUGAAGGCAACUCCGCUUCGAGCCAAACCCUCUCACAGCUGGAAGAACUAAGCAAGAAGGUGAGCAAGAGGACGUACCGUAUUUACACGAUUGAUUAUUCAUCGUCGCUGGAGUCAUCCUCGCUGGUGCUGCUGCCGUCCCACAGCACGUCGUCGUCAAGUGCGAGUCCACACUUCGCGAACGACCGCACCACGGCAUCGCGUGAGACGGCCGCCCAUGCGGAGAGGACCCACCCGCACACAGUAGCCAGGGAGGCUCUCCUCACACGCCCGCUUGGCACAGUCAACUGCCGCCUGCAAGCACAGGCGACCCUAAUACACAACCUACAGCCUAUAUCUCUAAACCUUCUUGAGGACAUCCUUUCAAGGUUUGUGAGGCCAGCACUGCUAAAGCAGUACAGUGACAUCUGUUCGAUAGACUACCAGAGCAGAAAUGUGCAAAAGGAUGACCAAGACUUGGUAAUUGGACACCAAGCUAAGUGUGUUGUUGAAAAGCUCAAGCCAAGUGACAAAAAGGAAUUUUUUGAGGCUGUUAGAAGUCUGGAUGUCUACAUCCAAGCAUGUCCACUGGGCGACUCCUCUGGUGACUCCUACAGCUCUCGCUCUACGGGGGAGAGCCCUGUAGUGCCUCAGAAUGCGGCACUCUACAAGGAAGAAGUUGGCAUUGGGGGUGCGGUGAGCCUGUCUGAAUAUCGGCAGCGGAUGCGGGACACUGCGCGGCAACCACCUGCAGCAGUGCCUGCCGUGACAGUGCUUGACAGCCCUGUCAAGCGCAGUUCUCUCGGCCGGCCUCACGACAUCCCAGCCGACACCAGGGCCAUAGAUGAUGACGAGUCAUGGCCCCAGCGAGAGCGGCUGAGCCAGAGGCUGCGCCGAGAGUUUGGCCUGCUGGAUGAUGACUCUGACACGGAGAGGGGCACCACUUCUGCAGGUCAGCUAUUUCCCACAUUUGACGGAAGGAGAACUGGCGCCAAUAUUUUGGUAGAGUUUGCGGCUCAGACGUGGAGAGGGAUGAAGCAACUGGCACAUCUGCUGAACCUUCCCCAGGUUGAGCUUCAUCCCGACCGUCGGCGUCUAGAUGAGUUUGUCCGAUACCGUUUUGUUCAUCAUGUGCUCUCGUACCAUGCGAAAGUCCCGAGCCUCUACGGCGGCAUCCGAGGGCGAAUCAGGUGUGACAAAUUCAGGGGGCAAAUGCUCCCGAUGUUGCCUCCAGAGUCGACCAUCUCGCAGUGUGACAUCAGCAAUUGUGGUAGCUCGACGUGGAAGUAA
Messenger RNA from Rhipicephalus microplus (southern cattle tick), 3441 nucleotides. RefSeq lists its product as uncharacterized. Lineage: Eukaryota; Metazoa; Arthropoda; Arachnida; Ixodida; Ixodidae. Gene Ontology annotation, cellular component: Rpd3L-Expanded complex; Set3 complex. Gene Ontology annotation, biological process: regulation of DNA-templated transcription. The record is from RefSeq and is a predicted model, not a curated record.